Molecule: messenger RNA, 891 nt
Organism: Solanum stenotomum
Lineage: Eukaryota; Viridiplantae; Streptophyta; Magnoliopsida; Solanales; Solanaceae
Exons: 6
Coding region: 1-891 (296 amino acids)
Source: RefSeq, a predicted model, not a curated record
AUGCCGGACAGCAAGACAAGUAUUGAACACCAAAGGAGACUAAAUCCACCUAUGCAAGAGGUCGUGAAAAAGGAAAUCACCAAAUUUUUGGAUGUUGGAGUCAUAUACCCCAUUGCAUAUUGUAGUUGGGUCUAUCCUGUUCAUUCUGUACCUAAGAAAGGUGGGAUUACUGUGAUUCCUAAUGCGAAGAAUGAACUUGUUCCGAUGAGGCCAGUGACCGGAUGGAGAGAACCCCUUGCUGUGGUUUUCGCAUUCCAGAAAUUUGGAUCCUACCUGCUUGGUACUAAGAUGGGGAUAGAGAAUCAGGUUGCCGACCAUUCGUCCAGAUUGGAGGAGGAUGUUUUGCUUAAGUUAGGAGAUGGGGCUGAAAUUAAUGAUUCAUUCCCAGACGAACAGGUAUUGGCUGCUUAUUUGUCGUUUCAACAAAGGAAUAAGCUUAUGCAUGAUGUGAACAAGUUCUUUUGGGAUGAGCCUUACUUAUUACGUAUUUGUGUUGAUGGGAUUAUUCAUCGUUGUGUGCCCGAGGUCGAGGUGAUGAGUAUACUAGAGGUGUGUCAAUCAUCGUCUGUUGGUUGGCAUGAUAGUUGUAUUCAGACUGCUCAUACAAUCAUUCAGUGUGGGUAUGACUGGCCUACCAUCCACCAUGAUGCUCAUGAUUUCGUCAAGUCUUGUGACCGUUGCCAAAGAGAAGGAGGAAUUUCAGAAAGUCAAGAGCUACCUAUGAAUCCAAUAUUGGUGAUUGAGUUAUCUGAUUUUACUAUGUAUCAAAAUGGGUGGAAGCAAUUGCGCUUUCAAACAAUAAGGAAAUAUGGAGUUCUUCACAAUAUAGCUACUCCUUACCAUCUGCAACCUGGUGGGCAAGUUGAAGUGUCUAACAGAGAGAUAAAGUGA